This is a messenger RNA of Aethina tumida (small hive beetle), 5239 nucleotides long. It is a transcript of the gene zfh1, whose product is annotated as zinc finger protein 1. The record is from RefSeq and is a predicted model, not a curated record. Gene Ontology annotation, molecular function: DNA-binding transcription factor activity, RNA polymerase II-specific; RNA polymerase II cis-regulatory region sequence-specific DNA binding. Lineage: Eukaryota; Metazoa; Arthropoda; Insecta; Coleoptera; Nitidulidae. Gene Ontology annotation, biological process: regulation of transcription by RNA polymerase II; anatomical structure development. The transcript is spliced from 5 exons. The coding region runs from base 592 to 3255 and encodes 887 amino acids.
CCCCAACGCUCAGUUCCCCCUUGAAAUGAGCGCAUCGCUUUUCGUUCGGCCGCCACAUGAUCGGAGGCCGAAGGGCGACCGGCGACCGCACCAGCCCCAAAAAUGUCCGACGAUCAGCUGAUCGUCUACCAUGUUGACCGGAUGGAUGAGGAACGGCGGCCGCCGUCUGAUCGUCGCACGAGACAACGUGAACUACAAGGUGUGCUAAGCAUGCAGGUAGGAGUCGACCUGUCGAGACGCACCAAUGAAAUCAAACUUGGAAUAGCCAAUGGCGAAUGGGCAAUCAUGUUUAUUACCACGAGCUACACAUCCAAGUUCCUCGAGUCUGGCCUCAGCUGGGGGUGUGUAUGUGCAUAAAAACGGGAGCUGUUUUUUUUUCAAAUUCUUGCGUGGUAUGUUACUGAAUCACCUUUUACUAUUCAAACCAUUAUUUUUUUAGAGUGACUAUUGUACCGAGUCGUGUUUGUUUUCCUUGUUGUUGUUGUUGUUUGUUGUUGUUGAACUUGUCGAUGUGACUUGUAAUAAACGUGACUGACUAUUAUCGCCGGUGUGCUUGAUGGGAAACGUAAACAAACUGGUAUUUGGUCUGAGAUGGAUCGGUUUGAGCGCCGUGAACAAUCUGGUCGCAGGAAACAAGCCAAACCUCAGAGAACAGUACCGCCAAUCCCCAACGAUGCCAAAGAGGAAGACUUCAGCCCCGCAUCGGACUACUUCAUAAAAUGCCCCCAGUGCCAAAAGGGCUACCAAACGUUCCAGGCCCUCAAGGAGCACAUGAAAUCGGCACAUUCGGAAACGGCAACGGAAAACGGUGCGAUACCGGGCGCCGUGUCCCCCACGCCCUCCCUAUCCGGCACCGGCGGACCUUUCGCCUGUUCCCAGUGCACCAGCUCCUUCCCUUCAAAGGACCAACUCGAGAAACACGAACUGCUUCACUCGCCCAACGCGCAAGUUUCUUGUAAGAUCUGCCACAAAACGUUCGCCAACGUUUACAGACUGCAGAGGCACAUGAUUAGUCAUGAUGAAAGCGCGGUCCUCAGGAAAUUUAAAUGCACGGAAUGUGAUAAAGCAUUUAAAUUUAAACAUCACUUAAAGGAACACAUAAGAAUACACAGCGGUGAAAAACCGUUCGAGUGCGGCAACUGCGGAAAACGCUUCUCACAUUCCGGCUCGUACUCCAGUCAUAUGACUUCGAAGAAAUGUCUGGUCAUGAACCUGAAGCUGGGCAGGACCCGCGCCCCUUCCACAAACUCCUUAAUGGACAAAAGCCAAAGGAUACCUAAGAGACCGAGCAUGAGUUCGAUCAACAACAACAUACAGAGCAGUCCGAACCACAAUUCGUACAUGCCCAUCCUUCCUAAGUUUUCCGAAGCUGCGGCCGCGGCUUAUCUUCAGAGUUCCCUGGCGGCGAAUCCCAACAUUCCCCCGUUCUAUUUGACGCCGCCCAGUUUGCUAGCAGGGCGUCAAGGAGUCAACCCUUAUUCGCUACCGCAGGUCGGACAUUUGCUAGAAUUGUUGCAGUACCAGCAGGGCGCAUCGCCGCUUCAGCCCGCUUCUUCGGAGAACAACGAAUCUGAAAAGCCUCCUAGUGAUGGCAAGAGCAACGAAGAUCGAUUUGAAGAUGGCGAAAAUGUCCCGAAAUCGAGUUCGUCGAGUUGUGGUGAGUUGGUUAUGGAUGAGGACGUUGAAAACGACAGACUCAGUCCAGUCAAAUCCGAACCUAACCAGCAAGAAAACGGAAACGGCGACUUAGAAGCGGUGAAGAGAAUCCUGGAAACGGUUAAUGCUACUGUAACCAAGGAACUGUUACAAGAAAACAUGCAGAAAGUCAAAUCAGAGAAUUCGAGUGAUAGUCACAGUGUCGAGUCACCUAAUUCGCCAAAACAGGAACCAUUGAGCUGCUCCACCUGCAAAAAAGUCUUUGACAGCUCGUCGGAACUGGAGGAACACGAAUGUGAGGACGUUAGAAGUGAGGGUCUCGCUGCUAAACUGGAAGACGCUUUGACCACAAAAUCUGACGAUGUUCAAGAAAGUGGGAGUGGUGCAGAAGACCAGGACUAUGACAGAAUGCAGUAUAACACCAACGACGAAAUGGACAGUGAAUCGAUCACGACGACCGAUCACGUUUCUGAGGAUGGUAGAAAGGUGCGAGUUAGAUCGCUAAUCUCUGACGAACAGUUGAAGGUACUCAAAGACAACUACAAGCUGAACCCGAGACCGAAGCGAGAGGACUUGGAAAAAAUUGCCAACACUAUCGGCUUUCCCGUGAGAGUUGUCCAAGUUUGGUUCCAAAACACCAGAGCUAGAGAUCGACGCGAGGGACGUAUGAUUCAAGUACCGUAUAGUCCCGCUCCUUCAAUAGGACAGCGUUACCCCCAGAACAUGAUUUCCCCCCAGCCCGUCGCCAGGAUGGCUCCCAUGUCCAUGUCCCCCAACCAGUAUAUUUCCGAGCAACCUCUGGAUUUAUCUACGAAAAGAGAUUCGGUCUCUAACGAGUCGUCGCCGAUCAGUUCGCCCAGACGACCCACGUCAGUACACCACCAUUUAGAAGGUAACAACGAGGUGGUAAACUUAAGCAGAAAAUCACCCAGAAGUCCGAAUCCUUAUCAAGCCUACCAAAACCAUUACCAAAAUUCAAACUCCUCUGAACCGAGACAAAGUCCUUCACCGUUGGACUUCAACAGCAGUCGCUUGGCUCACCUUCUAGCCCAACCAGUCAACAAGUACGGAUUGCCCGGCAUGGGCUUAGUACCGGUCGAUCAACUAAUGCAGUUCAGUACCGAUUUCUCCAGCCUGUCGCAGUUGCUGACGAAUCGGAUCUCGAGUCUAAGUCCAGGUUCAGAGAAACGAUCGUGGAACGAGAGCAUGCAAAGCGAGUCGGUCCACGAGGAGGACUUGUCAGUCAACAAACGUAACAAGGUAUCCCAAUUCGUCCUCAAGAGCUUAGGCAGCCCAGUACUUGGCAACCAGGAAACUGAAGUUGAAGGUCAAUUUAGCUGUGAUCAAUGUGAUAAAGCCUUCUCUAAGCAGAGCUCCCUGGCCCGCCACAAAUACGAACACUCAGGACAACGUCCGCACAAAUGCGACGAGUGCCCGAAAGCGUUCAAACACAAGCACCACUUGACGGAGCACAAACGCCUUCACAGUGGUGAAAAGCCAUUUCAAUGUUCCAAAUGCCUGAAAAGGUUCUCGCACUCGGGUUCCUACAGUCAACACAUGAACCAUAGGUAUUCCUAUUGUAAGCCAUACAGAGAGUAAGUGAGAUAAAUAGUUGAGUCUUGCCAGUAAAGAAAUACGUUUGUAAAUAGGGUUUAAAGAUUAUAUAUAUAGAAAUAUUUAUGAGAUGUAACCGAAUAAUUUUAUAUUGAAUGUUCAAAUUUUAUUUUAUUAAAAUGAAAAAGACGAAAUUGUAUACAUGACUUUUAGCGCUAAUUUUUAUUAAAUGGGUAUUACUCCGCAUCUAGCAAAAAACUGUAAGACAAUAUUUCAAAACUUGCCAGUCUUAGAGUUUAUUAUAUUAUUACUAAAUUGUGCCAAAUUUUGUUGACCUUAUUUUUAUACAUUUUUUUAUGUUUUGUUGGAUAUUUUUUUAUUUAGUUUAGAUUUGUAUAUAAAUUGUCUGGUACCUGUACAAAAAUACUCACUAGUAUACAUUCGACAGUGCCAGAAAUAAAUCAAUUGUCUUCCACCACUUUCACCCAAAUGAGGUGGUGUUCAAGCAGGCAAGGGGCACCUAGGCAAUGUUUUUCAAAAAAAAUUAUGUAGUCGUGUUUCGUGCAAUCGAAUUGUAUUCAUAGUGAUGCAACCGCAAUGUUUUACUUUCAAACAAAUCAAAGAGUUCAUUACCACAUUGUAUUAAGUCAGUUUGCUCAGUAUGUUACCAUUACUUAGUCAGACACAUGCAUUGAUUGUGAUUGGAAGAUUUUUAAGAUAUUAUUUUUUUAUUAAUUGCAACGUGUAGAUAAUGUAAAAUAAGUGAUUAUUGCUUUUUAAGUGCCAUAAACCAACGAAGUGUAUAAAUAGCCCAAUGUGUGAUUUAGAUUAUUUGGUUUCGAUACAUCGAGCAAUGUAGAUAGUUGGAUGCGUGAAAAAUCUAUGCCAAAAAAAACAAAUUGUUUUUGAAUCGUUCCGGUAGUUUUAAUGUGCAAUAUUUUAAGAUUAAAGGAAGAAUAUUUAGAGAUAAGUUCGAGUUCGUGGUUGGACAUGGAUUUUUCGGCACGUCUGCCUUUGUUGAUUUGACGAAAAGUACAAUAAAAGGCGAGCUACAAGCCAUAUUGCAUUUCGAGGUGUUACAUGACAAUACGUAGAUCUGAUAGAUUCAACAAUACAAUGAACAAAUGGUGCAAGUCCUUACUCACUAAUUUUUAUAAGCAUUUAAUUACUAAGUGAAAAAAAGCCAUUGGUGAUUGUGUUAACCGUUUAAUUAAGAUGUUUAAAAUGUAAUUCAAUGAAUAUAUUGGUUCGUUGGGCGCCGAUUUCGUCGAUUCUUUGUAUGACAGUUUAAUGAGAAAAAAGAUGGCGAAAUUGGCGUUAAACGGAUUUGUUUAUAAAUCAUUCCAAAAUUAUGUACCUAACCGUUUAUUUCCAGUGUGCGAGUUUAAUAUAUAAGAAUAUUUUGACAAUAAUGUAGUCAUUUGAUAUAAACUUAUUUACUUAGUACUGCUAAUGUUAAAAAAAUGAUGACGUAGCAUUUAUUAUAUAGAAAUCUCAAGGUAUGUGAGAAUAAAAUUCAAAUAUUAAAUAUAUUAUAUAUACAAUUUAUAAUAUUAAUGCAUAUAAAUUUUAAUAAUUACUUAAGAUAAUAUUCUAUGACUUCUGUGUAUAGUUAUUCUGUAAAUAUUGAAUGUUUACUUACAUAUUCCUUCUUCUCGUCUGAAUAGUUGAUUUCGUUUCAGACUUGCAUGAAUGUUUCUCUAUAGGAAUAACAGAUUUGGACAUAAGUUUAAUGUAUUUUUAUUUUUAUAUUUGUAAAUAUGUUUUUUACAUCAGCAUCACUCUGUUGAAUGAUUUUUUGUUAUGUAUUUUAUCAUGGCUAGUAUAACCAAAGACUCUGUAAUAUAUUUAGCCAUAGCCUUUUAUGUUUCUUAAUUAUUUUAUAUUAUUAACAAUAUUCUUGUAUUUUUUAUACAUAGUUGGUUGUAAAAAUAAAAUGCUGAUUUAUAAAGGACGUCUGUAAAUUCUAUUAUGAAAGUUGGAAAAUGUAUUUUACUCAAUGCAAAUAAAAUAAAAAAAAUGACAACUG